UUUUAGGGACAGCUGUUUUCUAGACCUGGAGAAAUGCAAAGUCCUCUCUCUUUAAGACAAAUGAGAACGGAAACCAUUCCAGGCCCACAGAUGAUCAGAAGCAGUGACCUAGAGAGUGGGAAUGCAGAGGCUGAACAACACCAGGAAAGCUGGAGCUACAGAUAUUUUUUAGAGAAAAGACCAUGGUGCUUAUAGGAUCAUAAUAUGGGUUUUAAGCUGGUUAACACAUGCAUUUGUAUAAUAUUAUGUAUGUUGUUUUAUACAGCAUUCCAAAAGGUUUGGGAUAUCUGACCAUUAUGGCACCAAGAAACUUCUUGUGUAUGAGAGGUAACUUUCUCUUUGGUUCAAGAUGUUGGAUGAUCCGGUUUCCUGCAAAAAUCCUCUUUAAAUUAGUUUCGUUUAGGCUUUACAGCAUGAAGUGUGGUAAUACAGACAGUGAGUCUUCAGAGAAUGAAGAACUACUGAAUAACCUACUUAAAAUGGGAGUAGAUGUUGACAUGGCGAAAAAACGACAGCCUGGAGUUUUUAAUAGGAUGGGAACUAAAGAGCAAGACCUGAAGAUGUUCCUUCUAUCCAAAGGAGCUAGCAAAGAAGUGAUUGCUAGCAUUAUAUCAAGAUAUCCACGAGCCAUUACACGCACACCUGAAAGUCUUUCAGAACGGUGGGAUCUGUGGAGAAGAAUUACGACAUCAGACCUUGAAAUUAUAAACAUCUUGGAACGUUCUCCUGAAUCUUUUUUUCGGUCCAGAAACAACCUAAACUUAGAAAAUAAUAUCAAGUUCCUCUACUCAGUUGGAUUGACCCAUAAAUGCCUUUGUCGAUUGUUGACCAAUGCCCCACGUACCUUCUCCAAUAGUCUAGAUCUGAAUAAACAGAUGAUUGAACUUUUGCAAGAAGUCUGUUUGUCAUUGGGUCACAAUGAGCCCAGAGAUUUUGUUGGGAAGAUAAUUUUUAAAAACCCUUUCAUUUUAAUUCAGAGUACCAAACGGGUGAAAACUAACAUUGAGUUUUUACAGUCAACUUUCAACUUGAACAAUGAGCAGCUGCUCAUUCUGCUAUGUGGUUCAGGAGCUAAAAUUCUGGACCUUUCCAAUGACUAUGUCAGCAGAAACUACACAAAUAUCAAGGAGAAGCUGUUUUCUCUUGGGUGUACUGAAGAAGAGGUGCACAGGUUUAUCUUAAGCUAUCCAGAUGUGGUCUUCUUGGGAGAGAAAAAGUUUAAUGAUAAAAUAGACUGCCUCAUAGAAGAAAAAAUUAGCGUAUCACAAAUAAUUGAAAAUCCUCGGAUUUUGGAUUCAAGCAUAAGUACUUUAAAAAGUCGAAUCAAAGAAUUGGUAAAUGCUGGCUAUAAUUUCAGUACAUCAAACAUCACUCUUUUAUCUUGGAGUCAAAAAAGAUAUAAAGCUAAAUUGAAAAAGUUAAACACUGAACAGAACAUUGUUCUGGGGAAUUAAAAAGUAUCUUGUAAUGAUACCUCAUUUUGAAUUUGGGCCUUUCAAAAAGGAGAGGUUUGGUUUCUUAACUGUAUAUACCGUAUAACCUGCAAAAAUUGCUGCUAAUGAUCUUUGGAUAUUUUACUGUAAAGGCUUGUAAAAACUCAUGGUCAGGAUGCUCUAGUAUAGUUUUUCCAGUUAUCUUUUCUCUAGUUUGAAUUAAUACAACAUCCAAUUAUAUGAUACAGGCUGUGACUGUCCUAUGAAUGGUAGUUUCCUGAGUGCAGGACAGAACAAUAUGUGGAAAGAUAAAAAGUACAAAAUAAGCUUUUGGUUCCUAUUCAGAUUAAAAAAUCAACAGAGUCAUUUGGAUAGUUCUAUUUCCUCUCAGGGUUUUGAAUGGCAACUGAUUUCUCCUGUUCCCACAUAUCUAAUUGUGGCUCAUCUUCAAAAUAAAAUGCCAGUAAAAAUCUGACAAACCAGAAAGGAGGGGUUUUUAUCUCAAGUUCUACAUUCUCCAAUUAAACCAUUAGUAUGUUCCCCCUACCCCCCCCCCCCCAAUUUAGGCUCAAUUUACUAUGGGUAUAUCCUGAUUUUCUUUGAAGAAAAUGGCAACUAUGAUGGGCAGAAAAAUGGCCACCCAAAGAUGUCAGUGUCGUAAUUCCCAGAAUCUGAAUGUGUUAUGUUACACUGGAAAAGGACUUUGCAGAUGCAAUUAAGUUACGGACCUUAAGACAGGGAGAUUAUCCCAGAUUAUCUGUGUGGGCCCAAUGUAAUCAUAUGGGUCCUUCAAAAUGGAAGAGGGAUGUAACAGAGGAGGUCAGAGUAAUAUGAUGUAAGGACUUGACCCUAUUUACUGGCUUUGAAGGAGGAAGGGACCAUGAGCCAAGGAAUGCAGGUGGCCUCAAAGAAAAUGGAAAAGGCAAGGAAAUGUUCUCCCCUAGUGCUACUAGAAAGGGACACAGCCCUGCUGGGACCUUAAAUUUAGCACUCUGAGACAUGUGUCAAACUUCUGACAUUCAGAACUAUAAUAUAAUCAUUUUGUGUUGUUUUAAGCCACUGAGUGUGUGUGUCUGUUGUUACAGCAUCGAAUAGAUGAAUAUAGGAACUAAAUGAUAAUUAGUUGCAUUAUAGGUGAAGAAGUCACAAAAUAUGGUUCUUUUAGCAUAUCUGUGUUUCUUUCUCUUGUAAUUAACUUUGUUUUUAUCCACAUACCUUUUUGGAAUGAUGACUAAGUUACUGUUUGUGAAGACCUCUAAAUGUAUAAAAAACUAAAUGUAAGUAAUAAAGUCUAAAUAAAGAAAUAUUUUUACCUGAUAA
Messenger RNA from Neofelis nebulosa (Clouded leopard), 2753 nucleotides. It is a transcript of the gene MTERF1, whose product is annotated as mitochondrial transcription termination factor 1. Gene Ontology annotation, cellular component: mitochondrial matrix. Bases 228 to 1454 code for a protein of 408 amino acids. The record is from RefSeq and is a predicted model, not a curated record. Gene Ontology annotation, molecular function: double-stranded DNA binding. The transcript is spliced from 2 exons. Gene Ontology annotation, biological process: termination of mitochondrial transcription; regulation of DNA-templated transcription. Lineage: Eukaryota; Metazoa; Chordata; Mammalia; Carnivora; Felidae.